Messenger RNA from Babesia microti strain RI, 657 nucleotides. Its product is annotated as small subunit ribosomal protein S3e. Gene Ontology annotation, molecular function: structural constituent of ribosome; RNA binding. Gene Ontology annotation, cellular component: cytosolic small ribosomal subunit; nucleus. The coding region runs from base 1 to 657 and encodes 218 amino acids. NCBI's taxonomy places the organism in Eukaryota, Apicomplexa, Aconoidasida, Piroplasmida, Babesiidae. Gene Ontology annotation, biological process: translation. The transcript has 2 exons. The record is from RefSeq and is a predicted model, not a curated record.
AUGAGUAACGCACAGAUAUCCAAGAAAUGCAAAUUUAUAAACGACGGAAUUUUCCAUGCCGAACUGAAUGAAUUUCUGUCAAGAUCACUUGCGGAAGAUGGCUACUCCGGCGUGGAAGUUAGAGCAACUCCUGUCAAAACUGAAGUUAUCAUCAGAGCCACUAGAACUAGGGAGGUUUUAGGAGAAAAGGGGAGGAGAAUUAGGGAGCUUACAUCACUUGUGCAAAAACGAUUCGGAUUCGCUCCAGAUUCAGUUGAGCUAUACGCUGAGCGUAUUGAACAUCGUGGGUUAUGUGCUAUGGCACAAGCAGAAUCUUUGAGAUACAAAUUGCUUAAGGGAUUAGCUGUUAGAAGAGCUGCAUAUGGUGUCCUUAGACAUAUUAUGGAAUCUGGUGCCAAUGGAUGUGAGAUUAUUAUAUCUGGAAAGUUGCGUGCCCAACGUGCGAAAAGCAUGAAAUUCAAGGACGGAUACUUAAUCUCUACGGGGGAGCCGUCCAAGCAAUACAUCAACUCUGCUACAAGGUCUGUGCAAUUGAGGCAAGGAGUUUUAGGCGUUAAAGUAAAAAUCAUGCUUCCUCAUGAUCCGGAAGGGAAGCGCGGUCCCAAGGCUAUUAUACCAGACAGUAUCACUGUGUUGGAACCGAAGCCUGAACUUUAG